AUGGACAACGGCCAUGUGAUUUCUGGUUUUCAGUUGCAAAAAGAGUGGCCAGAGUGUCUGGUUGAAGCUUGCCUGAAAGAAGCAUUUGAAGAGAAAAUUCCAGAUGGUGUAGAUUUCGAGAUUCUCAUGCCCGUCCACAGAACCUUGGUGAAACCGACUCUUGCUCCUGGUCAAGUUCUAAACGGCGUAAUGGUGCACAGAAUAUUUAAGGAAAAACCUAUAUACAUCAGACCAUUAGAACAAAUAUGUGAUGUCAGCAGUUUCAGCAUGAAGAGAUCCGCAGAAGAAAAUCAGGAGGAUGACCCUGUACCUCAGAGUCCAAAGGUAAACUUCUUAUGUGGAUUGAUAUGCUAUCUACAUUUUAACACCCUCGGGACUAGUUUACCUGUAUAAUGUCGUGAAUAAAAUAUGCCGUCCAGUUAAUGUAACCCAGCCAACCACUGAUGCAAGCCCAAGACAAUGUGUGCAUUACUUGCCUGCCACCUUGAGAGGGCUGGUUGUUAAUUCAUAGAUUGCAUUUUUCUUUUUCAAAUUUUUUAGGAGAUCAUUGUUGAAUAGACUGAAGAGGAUCUUCCACAGAUGUUGGAUGCUGCUCGUGAAGGUAAAAUAUUUACUGAAUAUUGUCUUGGGAAAUAAAGAGAAUAGAUGCUGCCUAUUAGCACUGUACUCUGACACCACAAUAUACAACUUCAAAAACAGAACAAAACUUUGAAAACUACUGAAAAUUUUGUUUUGAUGCCAUUAUUUAUUUACAGAA
Porites lobata is the source of this 757-nucleotide messenger RNA. NCBI's taxonomy places the organism in Eukaryota, Metazoa, Cnidaria, Anthozoa, Scleractinia, Poritidae. The record is from the annotation of a GenBank genome assembly.